Molecule: messenger RNA, 4485 nt
Organism: Physcomitrium patens
Lineage: Eukaryota; Viridiplantae; Streptophyta; Bryopsida; Funariales; Funariaceae
Product: E3 ubiquitin-protein ligase AIP2
Biological process (GO): ubiquitin-dependent protein catabolic process; protein ubiquitination
Cellular component (GO): nucleus; cytoplasm
Molecular function (GO): ubiquitin protein ligase activity
Source: RefSeq, a predicted model, not a curated record
UCCGCUCCCCUCGCGGACUUGCAUAAGUAGCUCGUCCCACCUCUCCUCGAACGUGCCUGGCGUGAGUUGACGGUCCUGCCACUCUACCUAUGUGUGUGUCAUCGGGGUUGUGCUAUGAAUGUCAAGAGUUCCAUCUACUGGGGUGAGGAGGUUUCGAAGUCGUGCCGAACAUGACUGGUGCGAGCGUAGAUUUCGUCGCUGGUUUUGAUGGGAACAACUUCAUUUGAAGUGUUGCAACAGUUUGUUGGUGACGUUUGGACAGCGUGCCGUCUCAUUUCCUUCCGCUAGUCUAUGAUGCAGAUUCUUCAUCUGUUUCGUGUGAUGCUUGUGCACGAGUCAGACGAAGGUCUGCAUCAUAGUCAAGAGGAAGCAAAUAUGAAAUUCAGGAGCAAGUUUGGCCCCAAAGCGAGUAAUGCUGACACAAUCUCAAGCUCCACCGUUGUCGAGUUGUUUGGGUUCAAACCCACUCCGUUGAUAGGCUCGGCGAUCUGGGUCCGCCAAAAGCUGCAGUGCGUUGUCUUGCAUUCGACAACACGGCAAACUGAUUGAGGUUGCCACCAUGUAUCACAAUGAUUGGAUCGAAACACACGAGUUCAGGUGGGCAGCAAACACUGCAAUUGUGCGGAAGAUUGAACUCUCUUCUGCGACUCAUCUGUGCAAUCCAGCGAGCUACCGGUACAUCGGUUCAUAAACGUAUAAUAAUCACAGGCACAGCUCUUGCGCUGAAUAUGAAUUGCAAUUCGCCGACACAUAGUGCAACUGGGCUCAGACGUCGAUGCCAAACAACUCCGGUGACGUUGCUUGAAUGUCCCUCACGAGUUUCACUUGCGACGCUGCAGUAGUGAGAAGGGAGCUCGUGCAUUGCUAUACAUCAAAGAUGCUAACACGAUUACACAGUGAUUGUUGCUAUGCUUUACAUCGAACCACGUGAAGAACCCUGCCACUUCAGAGACCUGCCACAUGAUACUCGUCAUACUUCCGCAGGCCGGACUAACCACAGGGUGAAGCGGAGCUGUGGAGAGCCGAGGAUGCUGUCAACAUGGAUGUCAUCCAGUUUAAUAUAUCUCCAGGGAACUGGGCGAACGUAUGGUCGGACAUUUUUCUUCUGCAGAACGCCACCAUGGCCGAUGUGCCCUACGGAAGCUCCCCAUUGACCAUGGUGGUUCUGACGUCGAUGUGCUCUCGGCACCAGAUUCGCGCAGGCUGACCUUGGGAACACCUCUCCAAUAUCUGCUUGCAAUCUUCACGGCUUGAGCCUUCGCAAAUCCCCCGGACGCUUGCAAGAUUAAGUCGCGAUCGAACACAGCGCAUCCCGGGUUUACAUCGAAAACAAAACCCUAUGCAGUCACCCGCAAGAGCGCGUAAGACUCCGUUUUGUGCAUUGCCUAAUACCUUCCUUCCAACGCCCAUAGACUACUCAGCCGAUGAAGAAGCGGUAAGAUGUUUGACUUGUGCGCAUCGCAGCAGCCAAGGAGGUGGCACACACGAGGUCCAGCUUCUACGUACAUUGCAGGGGCUGAAAGCUCAGAGAGCGUAUUGAGAUGGAAGUUGCUUCCAUUGUGAGCCGAAUGAUAUAUCAGCGCCACAAGAUCGAAGGGUUCAACGGCUUCCGUUGCGAUCGUAAGUUAAGCGAGGAUGCUAAGCGGCGUGAUAAGAAAAUCCGAUUGGCCAAGCGGAGAUCCACGAUGCGAGGUCGCGAAGAGGAUGAGCGUGGGAGGGGGAGAUUCUCAAUGGGCGAAACGAGGCCGAAAUGCGAAUCAAUCUUCUGUCGAAACUGAAUUCAUCACUUCACAAUCUACAACAGAAUCUUCUACAAAUGGAAAAUUGUGCACUAUUCCCAAGUAAACAAACGUAAGUGACUCGGCAGACGAGGACUUUGCCUGCAGAGGACUUGCUACGGAGGGUACAGCACAUCAGCGCGAAAGCUGGCGGUACAGCGGGGGUAUCUUACAGGGCAUCGAAUUAAAAGAUUCGUUAUCAUUCUUAACGAUCGUACCAUCUGAAUGAGCACUGGUGUAAUCUCGAUGUGAUAGCCCGGUUGUGCGUGGAGUGUCAGCGAGAAAAACGCUAUGCCAAUCAAUGGGUCGUUACGGUCUUUUGGUCUGUACAGUGCACCCAAUCUGGGAUGCUGAUCGCCGUUGAGGUCUUGGAUGUGAGCAUGUGCACUUUGCGCUGUCCUGGGCUGCAACCUUCCUGACGACCAGGUUCGCAGGAGUACACGUCUGGACUGCGGGACUCGCCGUGUAUCUAGUGGCGUCAGGCGGGAUCACGCAGCUGGACGAGCUCAUGCACUUGCGGGCCUGCAUCGGUCUAUACCACAAAUGCAUGGGGGCACUCACCCAGCGGGAAGUGGUUGUCGCAGUCACUACCAAUCUGCGCGGCCCCAGCACUUCGGUUUACACCAGCCGGACGGGUGAGCACAAGUAUGCUCGGAAUGCUUGGAAUGGACGCUCAAUAUCUAUCCGCAGAUGUAACGCCAGAGCCCGAGGCUGAGCUGGACGCGGAACCACCUGAAGGUCGGUGGGUGGGUGGGUUGAUUCCAGCACCGUGCGGGCAUUGUAGCUGGAUGCACUAGUUGCUCCUCACGUGCUGAACGGUGGUGGUGUGAAGUCGCUGUCCAGAUGAUGCUUGCCAACAAUGAGUCGUGCAGAGUAGUCACCAGAUUAGCAAGUGUGUGCCAGGUCGGUGUUAGACAGGAUGCAGGCUGAGUUGGAAGUCGGUAGUGGUGGAUGCGGCGCGUUGGAAAGAGUGCGAUGGAUGAGUGAAGUGGAUGAGUUGAGAAUUGCAACUCAUUGUUCGUGUUCGUGUGCGAUGCGUUGGACAACUUGAGUGGUGACGUUUGCCGGGCACUGCUUGUUCCAGAGGAUGAAGAGUUUGAAGUGGCCGGAGCUAUGACAAUGGAGGAAGUGGGGCAGGAGAUGGAACGUAUGAAAAUGCGACGUUCACAGGGCGGAGUGCAGCUUUAGAGGAGGAGUUUGUAGGUCACCAGGAAGCCAUCCAGGCUACUCUUGAGGUGAACCCUGAAGCAUUGGAUAACAGAGUGAUAGACUAAUGUCCCCAUGUGGAACGUGGUCAAAGCUCACCAUCACGCAUUAGUCAGGUUAACCAAGCAGUUGAGAGGUAGUGGAUGCGGAGCGGAGUUGGGGUUAUUUGCAUGUGUAACGUCGAAGAAGGAGUUGGACAACUCUAGGUUGGGGUACAAGAGGAGAUAAAGUCUGGAACGUCUGUCACAAAAUGGUGGUGUGGUAGGGGUUUGGUUGUCCAGCGGAAUGGGUUUUAGAAUGUGAGUGCGCAGCAUGGGUUUUGGAGGGUGAGGAUGCUGUGCUGAGCGAGCGUUUAACCCGUGGAGAUGGAAGCGGUGGAAUUUGUAGCGACUUUGAGCAGGGCAAAGACGCUUUUUCGUGGUUGGCUGUGGAAGGGCAAAAGCUGUGCAGCUUGUGAGCUCAGUGGUGCUGACAGAUUUCGUGAAUGGAGACCCAACAGCUGAAACUUGUUAAUGUGUGUGUGUGUGUGUGUGGAGGUCAUUGAUGUUGCAGUUCAUGAGAACAAGAACCGUGUGCUGUUCAGAGGCCUAUGCUUUACAACGCAACCGUCGAAAAUGUUGGGGUUUGUGGGAUGUGCAGGAGAUUAUGGACGUCCGUGGAGGAACAGCAGCUGCUUCCCAAGAAGAGGUUGAGAAACUACUGGCGGUGGUAGUGAGCAAGGCGGGGUUGGCGGGAAUGGGAGAAGGCAUGCAGUGUCCUGUGUGUCGAGAGGCUUUGGUCGAGGGCGAGACCGUUUCGGAGAUGCCGUGCACGCAUCCGUAUCAUCCCGAAUGCCUCAAACCGUGGCUGGAGGAGCACAACUCGUGCCCUAUGUGCCGGUUAGAGUUACGGACCUAUAUGGAGGACUACCAGCACAAGAAGCAAUCGAAGCAAGAAGCAGAGAAGCAGAGGCGACGGGUUCAGCUGGCACGGAAGCAAGAAUCGAUGGCAACAGUUCAUUUGGGCAGUCCGAACAUUCUUUGCAUUGGUGCCUGUGCUCCUUGCAAGUCAGGUUGUCAUGCAGAAAGUGCAUUGCAGAGCAGCAUGAGCGAAGGAGUGGAGCUGGAUUGGAGGUUGAUUUGUGGGGGUGUAGCUGAGGGAAGAGAAGACCGGGGAUGCGUGGUGGGGGAUUUCAGAGAGAAAGUGCAAAAGUUGGUAGAGAAAGAAGUGGAUUGAAGGUGCCACAAGGUGAGUGAGAGUAACAUGUGAAGUGUGGAAGGGGAGCAUGUAUGGGGAGAGGAGCAAUUGUAGAGCAGUUUUUGAAGGGCGGUGGUCAAGACUGAAAGUGUCCUGCCUUUUAGAUGUGCAGAAGUUGUAAGUCUUAUUCCUAUCGCAUUCUAAGAUGUUUUUUUAGAUGAACCAGUUUAGUAAACUGUUCGUAAGGCCGGCUUUUUUUCAGAAUGAGUUUCUUUCUUUCUUGGUUAACCAGCCUAAUUCCAUCAAGGAGGGAACUGCUUUACCA